AUGGUCUGUGUCACCCCCACUGCUUUAGUCGCAUUCUAUCCUCUACGCUUUUUCCUAUCUUUCCCCAACCACUCGCUUUUUAGUUCUUACAUCCCCCCAGAACACCAUGGGCACGUUUACAUUUCAAUGGUCAGUGAAGGCAGAAUUGUCAUAAAUAUCACCGGGCUGGAGAGGUCUGGCGCACAGGACAUUGCUAACGGGGCGGUUACUCGCAGGCCCUAUAAUGCGAGUGAAGUAUUUGUCACCGGCACCUUCGACGAUUGGGGGAAAACAGUCCAACUAGACCGGGUGGGCGACACCUUCCGCAAGACCGUGACCAUUUCCCCUGUACAAAAAGUGCACUACAAGUUUGUUGUCGACGGAACCUGGACUACAGACACCAACGUGCGCGAAGAAGACGACGGCCAGAACAACAUUAAUAACGUGCUGUUACCCGAAGAGAUCGAGACUGCGGAUCACUCUAACGUCGCCCCCACUAUGUCUGGCGUGACCCCUGAUUCUACGACCGCGGCUCUGGCGGCCAACGUUCCCAAGACCAAUGGCAAUCUGCCCGGUACCUUCCCGGACACCCCGGGACAGGAGUCCGAGCAGACCCUGUCCGUGGAUCCCAUUCCGGCCUCCGGCGGCUAUGGCAACCCCGUCAAGCUGAACCCGGGUGACAAGGUCCCCCACCACAGUGAGCUCCACAACAACACAGUGGAUUCCGGGGUGUCUUUGGAUAAGGAAACCUACGAGAAGGGUCAAACGUUGCCGGUGGACCCAGGGAACCCCACGGAUGCGGGCAACUCUGACGCCUUCGCAUUCACAAUUCCCCCGGUCACGAACAACAUGAUCCCGGAAUCCAGCCUCCCCAUCAUUGGGGGCCCAGCCCAACAGGCCGCCGCGAAUGAAACUGAGCCGAUUUACUCCGGGGGUCCUGCGCAGCAGGCUGCCGCCGCCGAUCCAGGCUACACGAUUCAAUCUGCAGGCCCUUCCUCCACUACCGCCGCACUGGCUGCUAAUGUCCCACUGGAGUCCAAGGGCAAGCAGGCGAAUGGCGAUCAGCCCGUGGAAGAUGUGCCGCAGGUGGUGAAGGAUUCGCUUGCCGAGGCUCACCAGGACCCCGAGGCGGCUGCCAAUAAGACCGCAGUGGAGGAGAAGAAGGAUCUGGAGAAAGAACUCCAGAAGAAGGUGGAUGUGGAGGAGUCUGCAGGCACCCCAGCACCCACCGUGACUGCAGCCACUCAGCCGAUUGCGCCUCAUCUCACCCUGGGCAGUGGCGUGGACUCGGCCGACGUGUCCCCGACCUCAACCCCUCCUCCGGGUCGUAAUGCGGCCGCGGCCAUCCCGACCUCGCAGCCCAAGACCACUGAGCCGAGUACCGAAUCUACUGGGCCAACGGUGACGACUGGCCCCGAGACUACUUCUACCGCUGAGACCACGACCGCCAAGCCCGCGCCUACUGGGCCAACGGUGACGACUGGCCCCGAGACCACUUCUACCGCUGAGACUACGACCCCCAAGCCCGCGCCUACUGUGUCCACCGGGGAUUCAGCGCCAGCUGCGUCUGAAACCAAGGCCGACAAGCCCGCCCAGUCUCCUAGUACGGAAAACGCUUCUACCAAUGGAUCCAAGAGUGACAAAAAGAAGAAGCGUCUUAGUAGCUUCUUCAGCAAGCUCAAGGAGAAGUUGAAGUAG
Penicillium olsonii is the source of this 1677-nucleotide messenger RNA. Lineage: Eukaryota; Fungi; Ascomycota; Eurotiomycetes; Eurotiales; Aspergillaceae. The record is from the annotation of a GenBank genome assembly.